This is a messenger RNA of Hydractinia symbiolongicarpus, 492 nucleotides long. RefSeq names its product ankyrin repeat domain-containing protein 42-like. The record is from RefSeq and is a predicted model, not a curated record. Gene Ontology annotation, molecular function: protein binding. Bases 1 to 492 code for a protein of 163 amino acids. Lineage: Eukaryota; Metazoa; Cnidaria; Hydrozoa; Anthoathecata; Hydractiniidae. The transcript is spliced from 2 exons.
AUGUUAAAAGAGAUUUUAGGCAACAAAGACUGGGAACUUGAAACAAUCAUUGAAAAUGGUGAUGUCAAGACAUUUCAAACAAUUCUUAUCGAUCAUCCAAAUAUCGUUAAAAUGAGAAGUGUUCAUGAAACAACACUGUUGAUGGAAGCAGCAUAUCACAACAAUCCAUUAAUAGUGAAAUGCUUGAUUGAUGCUGGUAGCGAUGUGUAUGCUGUGGAUGAAGAUAAAUGGAAUGCAUAUCACUACAGUGCAUGUUAUGGUCAUCAUGAUGUUUUGAAAGUUUUAAUUAAUCAUGACAUCACAAACAUUAACAACGUAAACAUUGACAAUAACACACCAUUACAUCUUGCAUCUCGUUAUGGUCACACUGAUUGUGUGAAGUUGUUGUUGUCUAUACCACAUAUCGAUGUCAAUAUACGUAACAGAUGGAAUGAAACUGCUUAUGAUGUUACUCGUAAUAACACGAUCAAACAUUUAUUAAAAGAACAUUAG